AUGCCCACCCCACGCCCCCUCGAAAUCCGCGCCGUACGCCAACGCUUCGACCUAGUGGAGACUGAGUACCGUCUCGUAAAGGUAUUAUACCUAACCAAAAAAGCCACCUACGAGAAGUCCAAAGCCACCUACGAGAAGUCCAAAGCCACCUACGAGAAGCGAAAGGCCGAGUACGAGACCCUUUUAAAGAUGGAGAGACAUCAAGCGUCUUCGUCGCAGGAACGAGUUCGUAGUGCUCUGAACGCGUCGGCGGAGAGGGGGAGACGUGUUUAG
This is a messenger RNA of Hymenoscyphus albidus, 273 nucleotides long. The record is from the annotation of a GenBank genome assembly. Lineage: Eukaryota; Fungi; Ascomycota; Leotiomycetes; Helotiales; Helotiaceae.